Sphaeroforma arctica JP610 is the source of this 3000-nucleotide messenger RNA. RefSeq lists its product as hypothetical. The record is from RefSeq and is a predicted model, not a curated record. Gene Ontology annotation, biological process: protein folding. Gene Ontology annotation, molecular function: ATP hydrolysis activity; ATP binding; ATP-dependent protein folding chaperone. The transcript has 3 exons. Lineage: Eukaryota; Ichthyosporea; Ichthyophonida. Bases 67 to 2586 code for a protein of 839 amino acids.
GCGAAGCAUUCGUGUCUUGAGAUCACUGCACACCUCUUCACAGACACAUACACACGCAAAUACUCAAUGAUGAACAAGGGGUUAUUAAGGUUACUCCUCGUAGCCUUGCUGGCGCUCUGUGUCUUUGCCUCUGCGGAGAGUACCGAGGCUAGUGAUGAUUCACCAGCGGUCGAGAGUACAGAGGAAGCCGCGGUCGACGCCGCUAAGUGUCACGGAACAGAAUGUGUUGUGCUCGAUGGAAUGACUGAGGAAGAAACUGCCGCUCUACUCAAGGGCUCGGAAACCCAUGUCUUUGAGGCUGAAGUGAACAAGAUGAUGAAGCUGAUUAUCAACUCACUCUACAAGAAUAAAGAGAUCUUCUUGCGUGAACUCAUCUCUAACGCGUCUGAUGCCAUCGAUAAGAUCCGAUUCCUAGCGCUUACAGAUUCGGAUAUUCUAUCGACAGAUUCCGAUUUCAAGAUCAGCAUCCGGGCCGAUCCCGAGAAGGGCGUUCUACACAUCCAGGACAACGGUGUAGGUAUGUCUCUAAAGGACCUUCAGAACAACCUCGGAACUAUUGCCAAGUCUGGCACUGCCGAUUUUAUGGAGGCCGUAUCUAAGGGUGACGCGAACAGUUUGAUUGGUCAGUUCGGUGUUGGGUUCUACUCGGCUUUCCUGGUGGCUGACAGCAUUGUGGUGACCACGCGAAAGGCUGGUGAUGAGCAGUACAUCUGGGAGAGUGAUUCCUCACAGUACUCGAUCACCAAGGAUCCUCGGGAAGGCGAUGAACACAAGCUAGUGCGUGGUUCGGUAGUGUCCUUGUACCUCAAAGACGAGGAGAAGGACUACCUUAAGGAGUCGACGCUGAGAGAUAUGGUAUCCAAGUACAGUCAGUUUGUUAGCUUCCCCAUCAUGCUGCAGGUGCAGAAGGAAGUUGAGGUCGAGCCCGAACAGAUUGCGACCGAAAAGGUCGACGGAGAGGAUGAAGAUGAUGUUGAUGUGGAGGUUGAGGUUGAAGACGAGGAUAAGACCGAGCUUCCCAAGGAAACCAAGACAGUCACUGAAUACGAGCAGCUGAACACAGUCAAGCCCAUCUGGACUCGCAGCGCCAAGGAGAUCUCGGAUGAGGAGUACGUGGAGUUCUAUAAGCUUGGAUUCGGCAACACUGAGGAGCCGUUGGCGUACACACACUUCACGGCCGAGGGAGAAAUCUCGUUCAACAGUAUGUUGUUUAUCCCCAAGAAGGCUCCCCAGGCACUGCUGCAACAGUAUGGCAAUGCCGCGGCAAAGAUCAAGCUAUUUGUACGCAAGGUGUUUAUUACGGAUGAGAUGGAUGAUAUCCUCCCCAAGUGGUUGUCGUUCAUUGUGGGUCUGUUGGACUCGGAUGAUCUGCCUCUGAAUGUAUCGCGAGAGACACUGCAGCAACACAAGCUGCUCAAGAUUAUGAAGAAGAAGCUUGUACGCAAAGCCUUGGAGCUUAUGAAAAACCUUGCCAAGGCUGACGAGGCGGAUGCAGCUGACGGAGAGGAGGAUUCAGAGGUCAAGGAGGGCGAGAUCAACAAGAAUAAAUACAUCGAAUUCUGGGAGGAGUUUGGGUUGUUCUUGAAGUACGGUGCUAUGGAGGACAAGGCCAACCAGGCUAAGAUUGUCAAGCUGCUGCGCUUUAAGAGUUCAGCUGACCCCGAGAGGUAUAUCUCAUUCGAGCAGUACGUGCAACGCAUGAAGCCCAAGCAGGAGAAGCUGUUCUUUAUCACUGGUACCGAUAUCGAGGAUGUGACCAACAGACCCGUUGUCGAGAAGUUGAUUCGCAAGGGAUACGAGAUCAUCUACGCUAUCGAGCCCGUGGAUGAGUACCUAUUCCAACACGUGACGGAAUACGAGGGAAAGAAGUUCCAGGACGUGUCUAAGCCCGGAGUGGAGCUGGAGAAGAAGGGUAAGAAAGGGAAGGCCCACCAGAAGGAACUCACGCAGCAGUACGACCCACUCACCAACUACAUCACCAAGCUCUUCAAGGAGGAUGUAGAGACGGUCCGUCUCUCUGAGCUACUCGACCAGUCGCCCGCGGCACUGGUCACCGGCCAGAUGGGACUGAGUGGUAACAUGCAGCGCUUGAUGAAGGCGCAGAACCGAGGUGAUCCCAUGAUGGACUUCUACAUGAGCCGUAAGCCUAUACUGGAGAUCAACCCCAGACACCCCAUUGUCCAGGAACUGUUGAAGCGUGUGGAGCCUCUCGAUUCGGAUGAGAACGAUCCGGCGGUGGAUGAGACCGCGCGUGUCCUGUUGGAUACAGCGGCCCUGAGAUCCGGAUAUGACUUGGAGGACCCCGUAUCGUUUGCCAGUUCCGUAGAGAAACUUCUGCGCAUGCGCAUCGAUGUGCCCCUCUCCGCAGAGGUCGAUGACGAGGUCGAGUUUGAGGACGACGAGGAGGAAGAGGUUGUUUCCGACUACGACAGCAACAGCGAUGAAGACGAUGACGAGAGUAUGGAAGAGAUGAUGGCUCGAAUCAAUAGUAUGGAAGGUAUGGAGGGCAUGAAGAUGAUGAACGCAGAGGACUUUGCGGAUGCCGGAGAGUUGGGCGACACGCAGAGUGAGCACGAGGAGUUGUAAGGUGGCGAGCUUCCUGUGUACGUAUGCAUAUGUAGUACUGUGUAGUUGGAGAUGAACGAGCCCUGACCGUGGAAAGGUUAGAGAGGAUGGUAUAUGGUGUGUGCUGUGAGACGAAGCAGCACUGAUUGCUGAUUGCGGUAUCUAUAUAUACAUAUCGGGAUGGGUACUAGUUGAGUGUCACACACACACGAGAAGCGGAGCACAAGGUGCACAUUCGUCUAAACAAAAGACUUCUGGCGCGUAGUAAAUUCGCUCCGUGCACGAGAAACCCCCGAAUAUGACUUGUGCGGGAAAUCGUGAGUGGAACAAAACAACAACAGCCACCAGGCACGACCAGGGCGGAUUAAAAGCUUUGUGUGCGAAAAUAGGCUGGAGAUUGACUUCAAAAGAAUAAAAGGAAUCUUAAAAGUAUUA